AUAUUUACAAUUUUUAUCUUGUUGUCUCGUGUUUUGUUUGUCAUUUAUUGAAAUUGAAAUAAUUUACAUAUCCCUUCAAAAUUGUUACAUACUUAAUAAAUACUAAAAUUACACAAUGCACCGAAACAAAUAUGCAACCUCUGAAGAUUUAUGAAUUUCAAAAAUACGAUAAACUUGUUCUACUUUAAAAUUUCUGCUGUUUUCACCAUUUCACCAUAUUCAUUUAAACGAUUUUAGUUACUGAAUUUUAAAGAUGUCCAAGAAAAACAUUGAAGACAUUGAUUUAUAUGCUAUACUUGAUAUUCAAAUUACCGCAACAGAAGCUGAGAUCAAAAAGGCUUACAGAAAGAAAGCUUUACAAUGCCAUCCUGAUAAGAACCCAGAUGAUCCCAAAGCAGCUGAGACAUUUCAUGAAUUAUCUCAUGCUCUAGAAAUACUAACAGAUGUACAGGCUAGAGCUGCUUAUGAUAAAGUUUUAAAAGCUAAAGCAGCAGCUAAGUUAAGACAUCAACAAUUAGAUAGUAAGAGACAAAAACUUAAAGAAGAUCUUGAAAGACGUGAAAAGGAGGCAGUAUCUGGUGCUGGUGCAAAUAAUUUAACAGAUGAACAAAAACUUGCAGCUGAAAUAGAGAGAUUACGGAAAGAAGGCAGUAGACUUCUACAAGAAGAGCAAAAACGGGUUAAAGAAGAAAUAGAGAAAAAUAAAGGACAACAACCAGUUUGGGAUUCGUCUUUGAAUAGAAUAAAAAUCAAAUGGAAAGUGGACAACAAUGAUCAAAAUAACGGAGGUUAUGAUGAAAACCUAUUAAGACGAUUUUUAAAGAAAUAUGGUACUAUUGUAGCUAUAAUUAUGUCUCCUAAAAAGAAAGGAAGUGCAUUAGUUGAAUUUGCUACAAAGGAGGCAUCAGAAAUGGCUGUUGAAUUAGAGAAAGGUUUAGCAGAUAAUCCACUUACAUUCAAAUGGUUAAAUGAGAAACCUAUUGUAUCAAAAGAAAAAAAUAUUGGAGGACCAUCACUAAUAUCAGAUAGAGAUUAUGAAUCGCUAGUUUUAACAAAAAUGAGACAAGCUGCUGAAAGACAAAGAUUAAUAGAAGAAAUGAUGAACGAAGACAAAUAAUCUUAAUUAUUAAUACAUAAUAUUUAUAAUA
Achroia grisella is the source of this 1148-nucleotide messenger RNA. It is a transcript of the gene DnaJ-15, whose product is annotated as dnaJ homolog subfamily C member 17. The transcript is spliced from 3 exons. The coding region runs from base 254 to 1117 and encodes 287 amino acids. Gene Ontology annotation, biological process: spliceosomal complex disassembly. Gene Ontology annotation, cellular component: spliceosomal complex. The record is from RefSeq and is a predicted model, not a curated record. Lineage: Eukaryota; Metazoa; Arthropoda; Insecta; Lepidoptera; Pyralidae. Gene Ontology annotation, molecular function: RNA binding.